GUUAUGUCACAGGCUUGACGCCCUUCGGCGCCGGGCUUGCUGACAAACUCCGUUGACAAAUCUCAACUCUGUUAUCUGCGCCCGAACUUUCGGCAUGGGGCCGCCGCGUUUGUCACAAAAGGGUCGCCCAGGAUUCGGAGCACUGACAAACUGAGCUGGUCUUGUCAAACGUACAAGAAGGCAGGCGGCUCAUCGACAGAUUCGGAUCGUAGCCAGUCGAGUCGGCAGCGAGCAGACGGGUAGAUAUCGCCGACGGUCAGUGCUCAACCCGACAUCGACUCGUAACGCCAAGCAGACAUUUCGUCACCUUCGCAUAGCCUGCACAUCGACACGAACACAAUGGCUCAUAGUAGCGGCUCCUCGGAGACGCGCAUACAGUUGGACAAUGGCCUCGAUCAAGUCAGUCCCAUCAACGACUCAAAUAAUCACAAAACUCCGGCGGCUGGCGCAGCUCGCAAAGCAGGCGAGCCGACACCGUACUUCACACCCGCUGAACGCACAAGAAGCUACUUCGAUACCACCAACCCCGAGUUCAAAGAGCUUCGUCGUCAGAUAUCCAAUGAAAUCGAUAGAACAACAAGCGCGAUGCCCGAUCCUGAGAGCGAGGAUUUCGACCUGCAUGAAUUCCUCUCCAAGAUACUGGACAAGCAUGAUGCCAGUGGUGUCAAGCGCCGCACAACCGGUCUUGUCUGGGCAGAUCUCGUCGUUGAAGGCGUCGGUAGUGGCGCAGACUAUGGCAGCAGCUUGAGCGAUCUUUUCACAGGCAUCACCCGAAUCCCGCAAACAAUCGCUAGCAUCCGUCAUCCACCAAAGAAGACGAUUCUGCAAGGCUUCUCUGGCGAUCUCCGUCCUGGUCAGAUGAUGCUUGUCCUCGGUAGACCAGGCUCGGGAUCAUCGAGCUUGCUUAAAACGCUUGCCAAUUAUACAGACUCGUUCACAUCUGUGCAAGGUUUCCGGACAUACGAUGGCGUCACUCCAGAGAUCAUGGAAAAGCGCUUCGGUGGCGAGCUCGCCUAUUUGCCCGAGGAUGACAUUCACUUCCCUCUGCUUACUGUCGGCGAGACUCUCGGCUUUGCUGCCCAUGCAAGAGCCCCAGCUGUGCAUGCUCGCUCGGAAGGCAUGUCGCGCGCGGGCUACACAAAGACGACGGUCAACGUCCUGCUGACGCUCUUCGGCCUUCGUCAUGUGAUCAACACCAAGGUCGGCAACGAUUACGUUCGUGGUGUUUCCGGCGGCGAACGCAAGAGAGUCAGCAUUGCAGAAGUGUUGACAACACGCGCCAAGAUCUCUUGUCAUGACAAUUCGACUCGUGGUCUAGACUCUUCCACCUCACUCGAGUACAUUCGCUCGCUGCGUGUCGCAACCGAUCUGUCUCGCACGGUCACGGUUGCUUCGCUUUACCAAUGCGGCGAGCAGCUCUACGACCUCUUUGACAAAGUCUGCGUCAUUCAUAGCGGUCGCAUGAUCUACUUUGGCCCGGCAACGCAAGCUUCAGCCUACUUCGAGUCGCUCGGUUAUCUGCCCCAUGAUCGUCAGACGACUGCCGACUUCCUAGUUUCCGUCACAGAUGAACGCGCUCGUCUCAUCAGCAAGGACGUCCCGAAUGUGCCGAAGACUGCUGAUGAGCUUGCCACCGCUUUCAAACAAAGCGAGAUCUACACCAGCGAACGCAAGCUCAUCGAAGAUGCAAAAGCUGGCUUCUCUGACGAACGCAACAAUGACUUCAAGGCCAGUGCCAAGCAGGAAAAGAUGAAGCACGUCCGCGGCCAAUCGUCUUACAAUAUCUCAUACAAAGCACAACUUGGUCUUGCCAUUCGUCGUCGCUGGCAAUUGCUCCUGGGUGACUUUGCAACAACAAUGAUUCAAGCUUUCGUCUUUAUCUUCCAAGCUCUCAUCAUCGGCAGUACUUUCUAUUCUAUUCCUCGCACUACUCAAGGCUUCUUCUCGCGCGGCGGUGUCAUCUUCUUCGCUAUCCUGUUCUCAUCGCUCACUUCGAUGGCCGAGAUUCCGUCUUGCUUCGCCCAGCGUCCCAUAUUGGUCAGGCAACGCCGCUACCGGAUGGCAAGACCUUCAGCAGAUGCUCUCGCUCAGACAAUCGUCGAUCUCGUGCCAAAGGCUAUCAUUCAAAUCUGUUUCGUGGUCGUACUUUACUGGAUGACCGGACUCAAUCCUGGCGCUGCUCGCUUCUUCAUCUUCUUCCUCUUCGUCUUCGUUACAGCCUGCAUGAUGGCGACCUAUUUCCGCGCUCUCGCUGCUAUCUGUCGCAGUCAAGCCGUCGCGACCAUGCUUGGAGGUAUCAGUGUUCUGCUCUUCCUCGUCACUGUCGGAUAUGCUAUCCCACGUCCCGGUAUGCUGGGAUGGUACCGCUGGUUCUCAGAGUCGAUCAAUCCGAUUGCGUUCUCGUUCGAAGCGCUCUACGCCAAUGAGCUGCUGGCUCAGAACGUUCCUUGCGCCCAGCUAGUGCCUUCGGGCGCAGGUUACGCUGGAAUCACGCUGGCAAACCAAGUCUGUCCCACGCCGGGAUACGAUCGCACGACAGGUCUGGUCAAUGCUGAGAUAUAUCUGUCUACGAGCUAUGGGUACUCCUAUUCGCAUGUCUGGCGAAACUUUGGCAUCAUUCUCGGCUUCUACUUCGGCUUCUUGGCCAUACAGCUCAUCGGUACCGAAUUCCAACGCGAUGAAGCUGCUGCCGCUGCUGUCGUUCUCUUCAAGCGGAGCAACGCACCAAAAGCCAUCGAGGAGCAAGUCAACGCGACUGGCAAGGCCAUUGAUCUCGAGAAGUCGAACUCCGAAACAACAGAGGUGCCUUCCACAGCAGAAGCAGACAAGCAAGCCGAUGCAGCAGCAGAAGACAUUAUCGCCAAGCCCACUGCCGUAUUCACCUGGCGCAAUCUGCACUACGAUGUUGCUGUCAAAGGGGGUCAGCGUCGUCUGCUUUCAAACGUCACUGGUUAUGCUAAGCCCGGCGCGCUCACCGCUCUCAUGGGCGAGUCCGGUGCCGGUAAGACUACCCUGCUCAACGUACUUGCUCAGCGCGCCGGCACUGGUGUCAUCAGCGGCGAUAUGCUCGUCAAUGGUCAGCCAUUGCCCAAGUCUUUCGCCAAGAAUUGUGGCUACGCUCAACAGCAGGAUGUCCAUCUUCAGACGUCCACCGUCCGCGAAGCAUUGCAAUUCUCUGCUCUUCUUCGUCAGUCCGCGUCUACGCCCAAGGCAGAGAAGCUAGCCUAUGUCGAGGAGGUCAUCAAAUUGCUCGAGAUGGAGGCUUACGCAGAAGCGCUUGUCGGCGAGGUCGGCAGUGGUCUGUCCGUCGAACAACGCAAGCGUCUCACUGUCGGUGUCGAGCUUGCUGCCAAGCCGACCUUGUUGCUCUUCUUGGAUGAGCCUACUUCUGGUCUCGACUCUAUCUCUGCAUUCAAUAUCGUUCAACUGCUGCGCAAGCUCGCCGAUCACGGUCAAGCAAUUCUGUGCACGAUUCAUCAGCCAUCGGGCGAACUUUUGUCGCACUUCGAUCGAUUGCUGCUGCUCAAAAAGGGUGGUAAGACUGUUUACUUUGGCAAUCUCGGCAAGGGCUCUCGCACGAUGAUCGACUACUUCUCUCGCCAAUCUGGCGAAAAAUGUCCAGAGCGCGCCAACCCUGCCGAAUGGAUGCUCGAACAAAUUGGCGCUGGCGCGACUGCAAAGACGUCAUACGAUUGGGCUCAGCUCUGGAAUGAAUCACCCGAGGCUCAGACGGCAAAGGAUGAAGUCGAGCAGCUUCAUCAAGAAUACACGGGUAACCACAGCGAUGAAGACGACGCCGAGGCAAACAAGACUUACUCAGCUUCCUUUGCUACGCAAUUGGCAGUCGUCACUCGCCGAUCUUUCCAAAGCUACUGGCGCGAUACUACAUACAUUGCCUCAAAGAUUGGACUCAAUGUCAUUUCGUCGCUCUGGAUCGGAUUCACUUUCUUCAAAGCCAAUGAUUCAACUUCAGGUCUCCAGAUUAAGCUCUUCGGCGUAUUCAUGGCAAUCGUUGUCAGUACAAGUUUGGCGCAGCAGCUCCAGCCUCGGUUCAUCGAAGCGCGCGCGCUUUACGAAGUUCGCGAGCAACCCUCGCGAAUGUACUCCUGGGUCAUCUCUGCGCUGGUCCCGCUCCUCACAGAGACGCCUUUCAAUCUCUUCGGCGGCGCGCUCUACUUUGCCAUCUGGGCUCCUUCCGUCGCACUUUACAAUGGUCGACCACGAGACGCGUUCUAUGCGUUUGCGAUUUACGAAUUGUUUACCAUCUACUGGAGCAGCUUUGCAAUGGCAGUCGCUUCCUUCGCAUCCAAUGGUGAAAUCGCGUCGAUACUUUUCUCUACCUUGUUUUCAUUCACUCUAAUCUUCUGCGGCGUCUUACAACCAACUGCACUCAUGCCACACUUCUGGGCCGCAUGGAUGCCCAAGGUUGCUACCUUCACAUAUAUCGUCGAUUCGCUCCUGUCUUCCGCAAUCGGCAAUGGUCAACGGAUCGUGUGCACGGACGAGCAAUUUUCUAUUGUGUCGCCACCCGGCGGACAAUCGUGCUCAGCAUUCCUCGAUCCCUUCAUCGCAGCCAAUACUGGCUACGUCGACAACCCGAACGAUACUGCAGACUGUCGAUACUGUCAAUACGCAUACGGCGACGAAUACCUGCGCACUGUCGGAUAUUCGUAUUCGCACAGGGCCAGAAAUGUCGGCAUCCUCUUUAUCUACAUCUUCUUCAACAUCUUUGCCUUGUUCUUCCUUUACUACUUCCUGCGUGUCCGAGGCAAGGCAGCUGGCGCGGCGAAGCAUGUCAAAGAAGUCCCGCACAUCGAGGGUGCGGAUGAUAACAGCAGCAAGCAGAGCGAGAAACCGGCAGAGAAGCAGCAAUAGACGCCCACGACAUGCUCAU
Molecule: messenger RNA, 4894 nt
Organism: Mixia osmundae IAM 14324
Lineage: Eukaryota; Fungi; Basidiomycota; Mixiomycetes; Mixiales; Mixiaceae
Exons: 10
Coding region: 340-4875 (1511 amino acids)
Biological process (GO): transmembrane transport
Cellular component (GO): membrane
Molecular function (GO): ATP hydrolysis activity; ATP binding; ABC-type transporter activity
Source: RefSeq, a predicted model, not a curated record